Molecule: messenger RNA, 3258 nt
Organism: Notolabrus celidotus (New Zealand spotty)
Lineage: Eukaryota; Metazoa; Chordata; Actinopteri; Labriformes; Labridae
Gene: bsdc1
Product: BSD domain containing 1
Exons: 11
Coding region: 126-1427 (433 amino acids)
Cellular component (GO): cytoplasm
Source: RefSeq, a predicted model, not a curated record
ACUACUACUUCGCACUCCAGUCCUGUAGGGGGCCAUAAAGUACCUUAAACCGGAAUUGCCAGCCGCUAAUCAAAUCCAAGGAAGAUAAAGUAGAAGAAAAAUACUGAUGAUGUCACCGUCUGAAGAUGGCUGAAGGAGAAGGCUGGUGGGGAGGCUGGCUUCAGCAGAGCUUCCAGGCCGUCAAAGAAAAGUCAACUGAAGCCUUAGAAUUUAUCAAGCGAGACCUGACAGAGUUCUCUACUGUAGUGCAACAUGACACAACCUGCUCCCUUGUGGCUACAGCCACUGCUGUUAAAAACAAGCUUGCGGUGGAAGGUUCCUCUGAGACCACAGAAAAGGUCAAAAAGAGCCUCUCUAGUUUCUUAGGAGUAAUAACAGACACGCUUGCUCCACCCCCUGAUAAAACCAUCGACUGUGAUGUGAUCACAUUGGUGGCAACACCAGCUGGAACUACAGAGGUCUAUGACAGUUCUAAGGCACGUCUCUACAGUUUGCAAGCUGACCCUGCUACAUACUGCAAUGAACCUGAUGGUCCCCCAGAGAAGUUUGAAAACUGGCUUUCCACCUUCAGCUUGGAAGAUAAUAAGAGACAAAUCUCAGAACUUCUGGUCAACAGUCCUUCGAUACGAGCCCUCUACAACAAAAUGGUGCCAGCAGCUGUAGCCCAUUCUGAAUUUUGGCAGAGGUAUUUCUACAAAGUCUUCCAGCUCGACCAGGAGGAAAGCCGGAGAUUGGCAUUAAAACAGAGGGCAGAACAGACUACACACCAAGAGACCCUGGGCUGGGAGGAGGAGGAAGAGGAUGACUUCAUAGGUGCAUCAUCAUCUACUCAUCUCGACUUUACAACCAAAUUGGAUAACAUAUCAACCGACCUGCCCCUGACCUCGACAACUCCUAUUCGAACAACUCUAGCUGGCCCUGACUUGUCUUCCUGUGAAGAGCGUGAUAUCACCCACUCCAUAAGCAGUGAUAGCAUUAGCCAGCCAACACAAGUGGAAGUGCGACCAGAGCCUGUUUCCACAGAGCUAACCAACAAACUAACAGAAGCUAGCUUGGAAGAUGUUAAGUUAAAGACACAAGAAAAGCAGAGGCCUUUAAACAGGGACUUGCCUCUUGAUCCCCAAGAGAAGGCUGUAACCCUGCCAGAAGUCACUGUUGAUGGGGCAUCAAUCCGGACUCUGGCUUCCGUCUCCAAACCAGAGGCAGCAAAGGAAGAAGGGCCACAGGAUCUGAGAGUGUUUGAGCUUAAUUCUGACAGUGGAAAGUCUACGCCCUCUAACAAUGGCAAGAAAGGGUCAAGCACAGAUGUGAGUGAGGACUGGGAGAAAGACUUUGACCUUGACAUGACAGAAGAAGAAGUCCAACUGGCACUCUCUAAAAUAGAAGCGUCUGGAGAGCUGGAUGAAGACUGGGAGAACUGGGAGUGAGAGCCACUGCAACACAAAUUAUUUCCCACAAUUAAAGUUAACUCUCAGCAGAUGAACCAUGCUUAAUGUGUUUUAACUCUGUCCACAUCGUCUCCAUGUCAUAAUUAUCAGUAAGGUACUUUUUGACAAUUUUUGUACCAUAUUGGUAAACCUGUUAGCAAAAAUACCAGGAAGACCAAGGCAAUUGGCAUUAGACUGCUACCUUGACUAUCAUUGUAGCAAGGGUGUUGGCUCAGGUAAAGCUAAGUUUAGUUCUUAGGAAACUUCUGGCUUAUAGAGUGGGAGUCACUAGUAAUGGAAUGAUGUUGACUUUGUGACAAGAAUGGGAAAGAGUGGGAGUCACUAGUUAUGGAAUGAUGUUGACUUUGUGUCAAGAAUGUGAAAGGUUUUCCAGCACCUCUACAGCUAGUUUUGUUUAGUUUUUUAGUAACAUUCAUCAUGUAUGUUGCAAGUUCAUUCCAAGUUUGGCAAUGACUUGCUGGGGACAAAAAACGUACAAACUUAAGUGCAACGUGUCUCCUGUCAAAGAUGAAAUACUGGACAAUAGUUGUUGGAGAUUUAUUGAGUUGACUCUUCCUGUUUCCCUGUCUUUGUUUUUCAACAUUAUAAUGUUUGUUAAUCUUAAGAAAAAAUAUUUUGGCCUUCAUUACCAGAGAACCUUUGAUUUUGGAAAAACUAUCUGUUCUGCAUACAAGGCCUUACAUCUGUUAUCCAGAUGUUUCUUUUUUUUUUCAAAAGUCAAUUAUGUAUGUGUCAUAAGUUCUUUCCCCUCACUAUAUCAUAUGAGACUAAGUGAAUAUAUGAUCAUGUUGCAGGCUUCAUUUAAGAUUGUCAUUUUUAAUGAGUGAUCUGCUUCUUUGAAUUGGUUAUUACUUUUUCUUUUUUAAGUGUAAAUCAGAGCCCCAGAGAUGUAUGUAUGUAUGUGUGUAUGUGUGUAUGUGUGUAUGUGUGCAUGUGUGCAUGUGUGUGUAUAUAUAUGUGUGUUUGUAUAUACACAUGUAUGCAUGUACACAUAUGUGUGUGUAAAUACAUAUAUAUAAACAUAUAUAUUGUGCAUAUAUAUACUGUAUACACAUAUAUGUACUGUGUGUGCAUAUACACAUUUAUAUAUGGAUGUGUGUACAGUGUAUAUAUAUUUGUGUGUGUGUGUGUGUGUGUGACUGUAUUCUAUGCAUCUAUGAAGUUAUAUUAUUUAAUGCUAAGAGAGAAAGUCAUUUGACCUUAUAUACAAAAUUUAAAUCACUCCUUAUCAUAAUACUGGAUUCUUCAGUAGAAAUUUGGGUUAGAAUAUCUUUGUACUUUCUUUUAUGGGGUAUAUUAAAGAUCUGUAAAGUUUUGUUUGUACUCCAGCCAAUGUCUGGGACAGAAUAGCUCAGCAGGCACUGUGCCAUUAAGACUUAUUUGUAACAUGUUUUCCUCUGAUCUCCUUUUGCAUCAUCUAUAAUACAACUGAGUUAAAGUAAUUCUAGAGGUGUCUGAUUUAUACUUCAAUCAUUGUUGUCAAUCAUUCAUGUAUUAUGUGAUUUGGAUUGCAUGUCUGUGCAAUAACAUGCAAGACAUUGGGCAGGUGGUUAUUGUUGAGCUACAUGUCGCUUUUUUCUUUUUUUUUUUUGAAAGACAUUGGCUGUUAUGUGUUCUGGCAAUAUGUCGCAUGUCCAUGAUUCUCAGCUGUGUAUUCCCUUCAGAUUUGCACUUUGCACUAAUCAAAGCUGUCAAAGAUGUUUUAGAAACUGUCCGGUCAUUUUUUUUUAAGUCAAGUAUUUAGCAAUGUACUUCAAAUGACCAUUGUCAUUAAAGGAUUCAUGGAAAAGGCGCUGUGAAUUAUAAAUCA